CGCCAGCCGCGCCCCCGCCGCCCCGACGGGCGCCCCGCGCCGCGCCCGCCGCCGCCCGGCCCCCGCGGGCACCAUGAAGCGCGAGGUGUGCUCCGUGGCCUUCGGCAAGGCCGUGUUCGCCGAGUUCCUGGCCACCCUCAUCUUCGUCUUCUUCGGCCUCGGCUCGGCGCUCAAGUGGCCCUCGGCGCUGCCCACCAUCCUGCAGAUCUCCCUGGCCUUCGGCCUGGCCAUCGGCACGCUGGCCCAGGCGCUGGGCCCCGUGAGCGGCGGCCACAUCAACCCGGCCAUCACGCUGGCCCUGCUCGUGGGCAACCAGAUCUCGCUGCUCCGCGCCCUCUUCUACGUGGUGGCCCAGCUGGUGGGCGCCAUCGCGGGCGCGGGCAUCCUGUACGCGCUCGCGCCGCUCAACGCCCGCGGCAACCUGGCCGUCAAUGCGCUCAACAACAACAUAACGCCGGGCCAGGCAGUGGUGGUGGAGCUGAUCCUGACCUUCCAGCUGGCGCUCUGCAUCUUCUCCUCUACUGACGCCCGCCGCACCAGCCCGGUCGGCUCCCCGUCCCUCUCCAUCGGCCUGUCGGUCACACUGGGCCACCUGGUGGGGAUCUACUUCACCGGCUGCUCCAUGAACCCAGCCCGCUCCUUCGGCCCUGCAGUGGUCAUGAAGAGGUUCAGUCCCGCGCACUGGGUCUUCUGGGUGGGGCCCAUCGUGGGAGCUGCCCUGGCCGCCAUCCUCUACUUCUACCUGCUCUUCCCGCACUCCCUGAGCCUGAGUGAGCGCGUGGCCAUCGUCAAGGGCACCUACGAGCCUGAGGAGGACUGGGAGGAGCAUCGGGAGGAGCGGAAGAAGACCAUGGAGCUGACGGCGCACUGAGCCGCACCAGGCAGGGGCCAGCCCCUCGGCCUCCGAACCGCAGGGAAGAAAAGAGA
This is a messenger RNA of Sorex fumeus (smoky shrew), 927 nucleotides long. It is a transcript of the gene AQP5, whose product is annotated as aquaporin 5. NCBI's taxonomy places the organism in Eukaryota, Metazoa, Chordata, Mammalia, Eulipotyphla, Soricidae. Gene Ontology annotation, cellular component: apical plasma membrane; plasma membrane. Gene Ontology annotation, molecular function: water channel activity. The transcript is spliced from 4 exons. The coding region runs from base 74 to 871 and encodes 265 amino acids. The record is from RefSeq and is a predicted model, not a curated record. Gene Ontology annotation, biological process: transmembrane transport.